Molecule: messenger RNA, 7245 nt
Organism: Penicillium paradoxum
Lineage: Eukaryota; Fungi; Ascomycota; Eurotiomycetes; Eurotiales; Aspergillaceae
Product: putative gelsolin repeat protein
Exons: 3
Coding region: 1-7245 (2414 amino acids)
Biological process (GO): barbed-end actin filament capping; actin filament severing
Molecular function (GO): actin filament binding; phosphatidylinositol-4,5-bisphosphate binding
Source: RefSeq, a predicted model, not a curated record
AUGACUGUCCCAAACGAGAGUUCCGAGGAUGUCAGUGAUUUUCUUCAGCGCAUCCGGGAACUAGGCGAGCGCCGCGACAAAGAAGAUGACGAGCGGACCAAGAAGUUGGAAGAAGAAAUCAUACAGGGCCGGAAGGAAAGACAGGCCCGGAGAGCUGAGCGAGCACGAUCACUAGCCCUUACCGACGAUUCGCCAAUUCUAAACGUUGCGCGACUGAGUGUUUCCUCCAUCAGCUCUAGGUCUAUCGACCCUCCGGAACAGCUUGAGCCGACAUCACAAACACCGGCACCCGAGACCCCCAGUGCCGUAGAGCCGAACCAAGAGAUGGAUGUCGAUGACACGAUGGACAAGCGGCGCGGGUCAGUUCCUGAUAUUGGCCUGGAUUCCCCCUCUCGGGUACGGCCGCCUGUGUCCCGCAGCCGUGCAGGAACCUUGCCAUGGCAGCAACGCCCGUCCUCGCGGGAUGCCGGCAGCAUGUCACCCGGCUCAACAUCACCAACUCGCUCCCCAACUCGCACAAGCCACUUGAGAAACCUGUCGACGGCAUCGGACGAUAAUACACUGUCUCGACUCCAAUUUGGUUUUCCUCGGCCAUCGAAGGAUACCCCUGUCUUCCCUCCAUCACCGGACCGCGGGGUCGGAUCACCAGCGGAUAGGGGGAAGGAGGAAGAGACGGAUAAACAAACAAACUUGGAAGUGGAGCAUCAAGAGCCGGACGUGAGCCAAGAAUCAAGUGCCGAGCUGGAUAAGCUGGAGACAGUAGAAGAAGGAUCAUCAUCGCCUCCGACAACCGGUUCUCGUGAUAGCAACAUCAGCCAUCGCUUCUCUGUAUCGUCGGUUUCGGCGGCUGGGUUGGGAUCGCCAGUGCAUCUGUCAGAAGCUCCAAAGCUUGAGCCUCGACAGAAUGAUUCCUCAUUUGAAGAAUUGAUACCGGCGUCUCCAAGCCAGAGACGGCUAUCACCAGAGCGACCUCGGUCGACAUCACCCACCAAGGGAUUGGGAGGGUUUGUUCAGAGUGCGAUGAUGAGAAGAUCAGAUAGUGUGUCAAAGAGAUGGAGUGGGCAAGUUAGCCAAGGGCUCAGUCGGUCCAAUUCCAUUGUGUCAAAUCGCAGCAGUGUCGGCCCUGGUUUGAGUGAAAUGACCCCUCCAACUCUUUCUAGAAUUGGGCGAGAACCUUCAACCCUACUUCAACGACCAGGCUCCAGCCACAGUGACGCACCAUCAGAAACAACUGAGCGACCAGUUACACCUUCUACAUGCGCAGAUCGAGAUAGUGUGCGGCUUGAAGGUAGCCCAGGCAAAUCAUUCCGCCCUGCUCACUCCCGAUCUGCCAGUUCAACCACAGCAGACGGUACCGACGGCCAAACAAGUCCAUUCGUUUCGAAAACCAUGGAUUCCAGGCGUUGGAGUCCUAGUAAAGCCUCUUGGCUAGAGAGUGCUCUCAAUCGGCCAGAGAUGCCACGCCAAACCACCAGACCCCCGCCGCAGCCAAGUUGGGUCAAAGAGCGACAAUCACGGGGUAGCGUUGACAUGGGACGAGUCAACAGUUUCAAGGAAGUCACCCCUCUUGGUCUGAUGCGAACGCCCCCGCCUGGUACACAACUCAAAACAUCUGCUAUCUCUGGUCCUUCACUUCCUACAAGUCCUACCAAGGAUGGCGGACUUGAGUCUCCAUUGGAGUUCCCCUUCAAGAAACUCGGUCUCCCUGGUCCAUCCCUUCCUGCAAGCCCUACGAAGGAUAUUGUUCUUGAAUCUCCGUUGGAAUUCCGCUCGAAGAGACCCGGUCUCUCUGGCCCAUCCCUUCCUGCAAGCCCCACGAAGGAUAUUGUUCCUGAGUCUCCGCUGGAAUUCCCCUUCAAGAAGCCUGGUGUGCCUGGUCCAUCGCUUCCUACAAGCCCCAUGAAGGAUAGUGUUCCUGAGUCUCCGCUAGAAUUCCCCUUCAAGAAGCCUGAUGUGUCUGGUUCAUCGCUACCUACAAGCCCCAUUAAAGAUGCCAUUCCCGAGUCUCCCUCGGAAUUCUCGCUCAAGCGGUCUAGCCUUAAGGGCCCAUCAAUUCCCACAAGCCCUGCCAAGGAAGUUGCUCCUGAAUCUCCGUCAGCACUCGCCUUCGAGAAAUCCAGUAUCUCUGGAGAUUCGACUACCGCAGACCUCGAAGACAAGUCCCAAGAGAUUGUCCCUGAAUCUCCUUCGGGAUUCCCCUUCAAAAAGCCCAGCAUCUCUGGCUCAUCAAUCCACCGAAGCUCGAUCACAGAGUCUCCGGCAGAAUUCCCAUUCAAGAAGUCCAGCGUCUCCGGCUCAUCAAUCCACCGAAACUCGGUCACAGAGACUCCGGCGGAAUUCCCAUUCAAGAAGUCCAGCGUCUCCGGCUCAUCGCUGCACCGAAACUCGGUCACAGAGACCCCGGCGGAAUUCCCAUUCAAGAAGUCCAGCGUCUCCGGCUCAUCGCUGUACCGAAACUCGGUCACAGAGACCCCGGCGGAAUUCCCAUUCAAGAAGUCCAGCGUCUCCGGCUCAUCGCUGCACCGAAACUCGGUCACAGAGACCCCGGCGGAAUUCCCAUUCAAGAAGUCCAGCGUCUCCGGCUCAUCGCUGCACCGAAACUCGGUCACAGAGACCCCGGCGGAAUUCCCAUUCAAGAAGUCCAGUGUCUCCGGCUCAUCGCUGCACCGAAGCUCGGUUACAGAGACCCCGGCGGAAUUCCCAUUCAAGAAGUCCAGUGUCUCCGGCUCAUCGCUCCACCGAAGCUCUGUCGCCGAGGCCCCGGCGGAAUUCCCAUUCAAGAAGUCCAGCGUCUCUGGAUCUUCACUUGCCGAAAGUCCCCGAGGCAGGCCUGGCAGCUCUGGUUCCUCACUCCACAGGAGCUCCAUUUCGGAGUCCCCAGCGGAAUUUCCACUUAAGAGGCCCAGCAUUUCGGGUCCAUCAAUCACAGAAAUGUCAGAAAUCCAACCAGAGGAGAUAGUCCCAGAAUCACCCUCCGUUCUUGACAGUCCUGUUCUUGAAGAAAUCAACAAGGAAAUCCCAGGUCCUCCCUCAGGUGUCCAAGAAGCUCUAGACACGCUAUCAAGCGCUACACCGGUGGAAGAAAUCAAGCCUACCUCUCCCCUUGCAGUUGAGACUGAACUACAGGAACAACAGCCAUCUACAGAGCCUGAAGACACCAUCGAAUCUCAUUGUACUCCUAUUCGCAGGGCACCUCCCGAUUCGUUGAGCCCCAAACCAAACUUCUCCAUAUCUACCUCCACGCGAGGGCCUAUUUCCCCCAAGGCGAAGACACCACAGUCUCCUGUGGUUGAUUUCAGAGCAAACCUACGGAAACGUGAAGUUGUCAAGGACUCCGGAAAUGAAAAGGAACCAGAAUUCAAAAAUGUCUUUGGGCGCCUCAAGAAGACCGAACCUCGCCACUAUGUCGCCCCUGACGAGCUCAAGGGUAACAUCCUCCGCGGCAAAGCUGCUUUGAACAACACCGGCGGCCCAAAGAAACCCGAGCGAGUCGAUGAAUUCAGAAAGAGCCUUGUUCUACGGAAAGAUGAAAUGAAGGCCGGCGGAGGUUCUAUCAGACGAAAUACCGCCGGUGAGAACGAUGCGCCAAAAUCCGCGGAUAUUGUUCCCGAGGCAAUUGCGAUGCGCCAAAAUAUGACACGGGCAAAUAGCAUCAAGCAGGAUCUUGGGGAAGAGCCGAUCUCCCCUGCUAAAAGUUUUAGUUCUCGAGCUUCGCAGGACAGGCCACCAUUCUCACCCCCGAGUUCAUCUUUCAAAGACAUUGGUUCAUCGCCAACUUCUCAAAAGCAGCCCUUGUCACCCUUGUCGCCCUUUCGCACCAAUGAUGAGCCAGGUUGGCCCUUGAGAGAUCCUGUCUCCUCGCGAGCAUCUCAGGAAACACAACCAUUGUCACCGCCCCCUGUAGAAGAUCCCGUCGAUGAAAAGCUAAAGGAGACAAACCCAUCGACAAACGACUUCCAGGAGCCCUCUUUCCCUCAGGUGGAUUUUUUUGUGCGCCAAGAGGAGACCCGCUCUCCCGUGGAAGCAAUUGAGCCCUGCAUAGCAGAGGCGCCGGCGCCUGCAGUCAAGCCAAUUCGCCCAGUUCGUGCCUGGCCACCUGCGGCUGCCGCAGAGGCUACUGUAACUCCAGGUCCGGCAGCUAAAGGCAAAUUGGCCAGUCGAAUCAACCCUGCUCUUCUUGGUCUGCUUUCCCGUGGCCCGCCUGCCCCUGAAGGUCCGAAGAAGCAGAUGCCGACCGCAGUCUCAACGCAAAGCGAUUCUACGUCGCCCUCUGCGCCUCUCACGCACAUCACGAAGGGUCGUGCCAGAGGCCCCAAGAGACGACUUCCCCAGACGACUGACGUCUUGAGCCCGUCCUCUCAGGACGAUAUUAAGGAGGUUGGUGCUAUUUCACACUCUGAAGCCACCCCAUCACACACUCCAGCCCCUGUUGAUUCCUCGGAUCUCGAUCCGGAUCGCAUCUCGCAACUUGAUGAAAACUCAGUUCCUGACACCGAAGAACCCCGUCCAGACAGCCCCAUCAUCGAUCUAUCCACGGAAGUAAAGAUUGCUUCCCAGGAUACUCUCCAGCGCGAUACUCUCGAACAUGAUACUCUCGAACAUGAUACUCUCGAACCUGAUACUCUCGAACACGAUUCUCUCGAGCGUGAACCUCUCGAGCGUGAUACUGUUGAGCGUGAACCUCUCGAGCGUGAUACUGUUGAGCGUGAUACUGUUGAGCGUGAUACUGUUGAGCGUGAUACUGUUGAGCAUGAUACACUUGAGCGCGAUACUGCUGAGCGUGAUAUACUCGAACGUGAUACCCCCGAACGCGAUACGAUUGAGCGUGAUACUGUUGAGCGUGUUACUGUUGAGCGUGAUACUGUUGAGCAUGAUACACUUGAGCGCGAUACUGCUGAGCGUGAUACACUCGAACGUGAUACCCCCGAACGCGAUACGAUUGAGCGUGAUACUCUCGACCACGAUUCUCUCGUGCGUGAUACGCUCGAGCGCGAUACUCUCGAACGUGAUACUCUUGAGCGUGAUACUGUUGAGCGCGAUACACUUGAACGCGAUACUACUGAGCGUUAUACACCCGAACGCGAUACACCCGAACGCGAUACGAUUGAGCGUGAUACUCCCGAACGCGAUACACUUGAACGCGAUACGCUCGAGCGUGAUACUCUCGAGCAUGAACCUCUUGAGCGUGAUACACUCGAACGUGAUACUCCCGAACGCGAUACGCUUGAGCGUGAUACACUUGAGCGCGAUACUCUUGAGCGCGAUACUGCUGAGCGUGAUACACUCGAACGUGAUACUCCCAAACACGAUACGCUCGAGCGUGAACCUCUUGAGCGUGAUACUCCCGAACGCGAUACGCUUGAGCAUGAUACUCUCGAACGCGAUACUCUCGAACACGAUACUCUCGAGCAUGAACCUCUUGAGCGUGAUACACUCGAACGUGAUACUCCCGAACGCGAUACGCUUGAGCAUGAUACGCUCGAGCGCGAUACUCUCGAACGUGAUACUCUUGAGCGUGAUACUCUCAAGCAUGAUACUCUCAAGCAUGAUACUCUCGAACGCGACACUUCCCCACAUGAAAUCCCGCAAACACCCCAGACCGGUUCCCAAACGACGGAAUCCAGCAUUUCCCCCUCUCCCAGUCGUAAGGAGACUCCGAGGGUUCCCGAGAGUCCUAAAGAGAUGUAUACAUCAAACGGGCCACCUGUCCCACCGAAGUCCGAACAUCCCACGCUCACAUCGCCUGCACUGUCAAAGCCAACAUGGGGCCUGCAAAACCGGUUUGCGUCGUCGCUAUCCUCUCUGCGAGCCAGUCACAAAGUGAAUCAGAUGGAAUCUAUCAGCCAACCGAAGAGCAAUUCCGUAACCAUCGAAUCCGCACGGAGCUCUGUCGCACGGCCCUUGAGCCGUCCCUCACCACCGGUGCCUCCCAAGGAUACCGAUGAGAGGCUCGAAAAGCCAAUCGACCCACGCCGACUCUCAAGAAAGAUGUCUGCUCCAUCACUAGUUGCGCAAGCCAGCGAGGCACACGAGGUCAUUGCAGGCUUCUUCAAGACCUUCCCCAACCCCCGAAACCGAAUGGACAUUGACCCGCAGCUAAUGCUGAUGCGUAAACCGGAUGAUGUGAAAAUCAGAACCAUGAGACGACAAAUCUGGGAGCUCACAGGCGAUGGCAGGCGCCAGGAACUUCCUUCUCACCAGGAGUACAUAUUAUACCAAGGCAGCAUGUACAUUUGCGUCCACACAUUCGAAAUCGGACGAAGCACCACUUCCGACGUAUACCUCUGGCGUGGAGAUGACGUCCCUGAGUCCUCGGUGGAUGAUGAACAACCAUUUGCUCGCAAAGUAGCUCGUGAGAAUAGCGCCAAGUUGCAGAUCAUCCGACAAGGCAAGGAGCCCACGCGGUUCAUCCAAGCGCUUGGUGGCAUUAUGAUCACCCGUCGGGGAUCCAGCUCCCGUCACAAUUCAUCGGCUCUCUACAUGCUUUGCGGCCGGAAACACUUGGGCGAGAUGACUUUCGACGAGGUGGAUUACUCCCUACGCAAUCUCUGCUCCGGCUUCCCUUACGUUGUCUCUGCUCCGUUUGGCAAGCUCUAUCUCUGGAAGGGCAAGGGCAGUGGCCCCGAAGAGACUGGUGCAGCCCGACUUAUCGGUAUGGACCUGGGUCUGACCGGUGAGUUUGAAGAAGUCACUGAGGGCGAGGAACCCGAGGAUUUCUUUGAUGUCUUCGCUGGUCCCAGGGAACCUGCACCGCACAUGUGCCAGGAUCACUGGCAGCUCAAGCCAAAGUACAACCAGUUCCGCAUGCGACUUCUUCGCGUCGAUCAUGAAUUGAACCAGCCAACCCGCUUCUGGAACAUCCGCCGUCCGGGCUCCGGUUCCCCAGUGGUCAAGGCCAACGACUGCGUUCAGGAAAUCGAGCCUUUCUGCUACCGCGACAUCACCGAGAAAGACAUUUACGUUCUGGACACCUUCUUUGAAAUUUACGUCAUCAUUGGUGAGCAAGCAUCACACAAGGCUGCCGACUUUGCCUCGGCAGUGGUCUUUGCGCACGAAUACGGCAUCUUGGCUACCUCCCUCCAGGACCGACCCUUCAUUCCCCGGAGUUUCGUGGCACUCGGUGGCGUCGCCGACCGCUGCCAGAGUGCAUUCCGUAAAUGGGACCAACGGACUCAGCACGCACCUUUCGUGUUCCCUCUGGACGCCGUCAUUGAAGCGAUUCGAUCGCGCGAUGAGAGGGCGUGA